Messenger RNA from Lasiodiplodia theobromae, 2916 nucleotides. RefSeq names its product ATPAse family AAA domain-containing protein 2. The coding region runs from base 1 to 2916 and encodes 971 amino acids. NCBI's taxonomy places the organism in Eukaryota, Fungi, Ascomycota, Dothideomycetes, Botryosphaeriales, Botryosphaeriaceae. Gene Ontology annotation, molecular function: ATP hydrolysis activity; ATP binding. The transcript has a single exon. The record is from RefSeq and is a predicted model, not a curated record.
AUGGAGUACCGCAUGAAAGCCAUUGAAAAGCUCCUGACUGAAUUGACAACUACGUCGAUGCCGGGCACAUUACCAGAAGCUGAGGAGGAGAAGACUCUACCUCCGCCGCCAGAGGGAGAGAAAGCAUUAUCGAAUACUUUCGAUCCGGCAACGCAAGCCGGACAGUCACCCCCGCCCGCGUCACCACCGCCUGCAUCUCCUCCGCCUGCGUCACCUGCCCGUCGCGUUUCUCUCGUUCCCGACGCUUCUCCUAUUCGAAAAGAUUCUCCUGUUCAGAAUGAUACCCCUGUCGGAAACCACAAGUCUGGUCGAGAAGACGGCCAUAUUCGUAACGAUAGUGUUAUGCGCAGCGACACUCCUAUUCGGAACGAUACUCCUGUCCGCAACGACACUCCUGUCAGCGACAAAAAGCCUGUUCGAGAAGAGCCUCAUAUCCGUAAUGACAGUGUUAUGCGGAAUGACAGUCCUACCGGCAAUGACACUCAUACUCGUAACGACACUCCUCGCAACGAAACUCCCACCCGCAACGAUAUGCCUGCUCGAAAAGAUACGUCCGCGCGUCACAACGCUCCUAUUAUCCAACAAUCAGUUACUAUUCCGAAACGUCAAGGCAGCGUUAGCACACCGCCGGUAUCACACAAGUCUCACAUCGAGUUCGAUGAGCUUUGCUCUCUUUUCGAAGAGUGUCAAAUGGCCAUCACCUCGGACAGAAAACAAGCAUCCAAAGUGAUAGACGUGUCUUUGCUUCCAGGGAACGGGACAAGCCACGGAGCGCUUCAAAUCAGAUGCGUCCACCUGGACUACGAUGGGCAGUUCAUCGGCCCGGUCCAUACGCUAUUCAAAAUCAAGAAGUACAGUGGAGCUCGGAGGGUGACGACCUUGCCUGUCCACCCUUACUGCAUGAACGUCGAUCCAGCCGGUGUCCGCGAAACGCUCGUGGUCCGUGGUAAAAAAUUCAUGGAGGUUGCAGCAGGCAAGCACAUGCACUGUCGCGGCACAGCCAUCAGCCCCCGCGAGCAAGUCGAUGCUCAGGUCAUGAUCGACUUCCAGCAAGCAAUCUCGCGGCACCCGCACUGGGCUCCCGCCAUAAUCGGCGUGGGCGCCGACAUCGACGACGAAGAAAACGACGUCUGGGAGCUGUGUCGAGAGAAAAGGAUGCCGGACGCCUUCCUGCAGCCGCGAGAAAUGAGCGGCGGCGGUGGAUACAUGGGAGGAGCCGGAUCACUCAGCGAAGACGAGCUGAUGCUGCUCCCUUACCGCGUCUACGGCUUCGUCCUCCGCACCAGGAAGUGGGCCGCGUUCGACAUCGACGACCUACACGAAGUGCGCACCAGACCGGGCGGCGAAGGCUUCAAGCAGCUCGUCCUGCCGUCCGGCCACAGAUCGAAGCUGGAACCGCUGCUGCGCCACCAUUUCCGGCAGCGACAGUGCAUGAAGGCCGAGCAGCACUCACCACCACUACCACCAGGCACGAUGAACCACCAAUACCUCGGCAGCAGUAGCAGCAAGCAGCCCGGCCUGACGAUCCUGCUCCACGGCGUGCCGGGCGUCGGGAAGACGCUGACGGCCGAAUGCGUCGCCAGCCACUUCUCGAAGCCCUUCUUCCCCCUCUCCUGCAGCACGAUCCUCGCCGGCAGCCCCGAAGACGUCACCGCGCGGAUCGAGGAAAUCUUUUCCCUGGCAGCGGCAUGGGACGCCGUCCUCCUCCUCGAAGACGCCGAGCCCCUCGUCCUCCUGCACUCCUCCACCCCCUCCACCCCCUCAACCACCCUGACCACCACCACCUUCCUCCACGCCCUGGACAACUACCCCGGCCUCCUCUUCCUGCACACCACCUCCCCCUCCCACCUCAACCCCACCAUCAACCCCUCCCUCCACACCCGCCUCCGCCUCUCCCUCUCCUACCCGCCCCUAAACGAGCGCGCCACCCUCGACGUCUGGGACGUCGGCAUCUGGCAGACGAAACAACUCUACCCGUCAACGCGCAUCAAGGCCGACGAGAUCCUCGCCUACGCUGCCGAGCGGUAUCGGGACCCUUACGCCAGCAGCAGGUGGACGGGCAGGCAGAUCCACAACGCGUUCCAGAACGCCGUCGCGUUGGCCGAGGACGAGGCGCUGUAUAGUGCGAGUGGGAGUAUCAGGGAGCAUAAGGAGCGGAGGAGUCGGGCGGGGGGGUCGUCGGCCCUUUCGACGGCGACGCUGAGGAGGAGGCAUUUUGAGAUUGUGGCGGGGGCUUGGGAUGAGUUUGAGCGUUCUGCUGCUGCCGGUGGUGGGCAGACUGGCGGCGGCGGUGGCAGCCGCAGCAGUAGCAGCCACCAGCGAGAGCGCGAGCGAGACCUCCCUCCCCCUCCUCCCCCUCCUCCGCAGACGGUAACGCGCCAGCAAUCCGUCACCCUCCGCGCGGUCGAGAAACAGCGCAGCGCCAGCGUCAGUGUCGAGCAGCGCCGGCGGCUCGUCCGCGCGAAUACGAUUGCGGGAGGACAACGGCCGCCUUCGCGCGCCGCGUACCCGUCCGGCUUGCCCCCGUUGCCUAAAAUGCCAAGGGGGAGCGAGGCGCCGCUGCCGCCGUUGCCACUGCCGCAGUUGGUUGAGGGGCAUCAGCGGCGGAUGUCGUCGCAGAUGCACGUGAGUCACAGCCACAGUCACAGUCGGCGGGCGUCGGAGUCGUCGAGGGCGACGGGGACGACGGUGUCGACGAGGAGUGGUGGUGGGGGCGGGGGUGUGGGAGGUAGUAGUAGGUAUGCGUUGUCUUCGGGGAGGCAGGCGAAGCAUAAGAGGUGGUCGAGUAGCGUGGGGGAGGAAGGGGAAGAGGAGGGUUGGAGCGAGACGAGGGGGGAUUCCGGGGCGGAGGAGUGGUCCAGUGCGGAGGUGGAGAGGAAUCUGAUUGAUAAUUUUACGGCGAUAGCGUAUCGGUAG